GCUUCCGGUUUUACCCUAUCGCGUAAACAGCCGCCAUAUCACUCUACGCUUAUAAUGGCCAAACCGAAAGUAUUUUUCGACAUUACAAUUGGAGAUGAUAAGGUUGGACGAAUUGUCAUGGAGUUAAGACCAGACGUUGUUCCCAUAACAAGUGAAAACUUCAGAGCACUUUGUACAGGUGAAAAGGGAACAGGAAAGAGUGGAAAGCCAUUACAUUUCAAAGGCUCAUCAUUUCACCGUGUCAUCCCAGGGUUCAUGUGCCAAGGAGGGGACUUUACCAGAGCAAAUGGGACCGGAGGGGAAAGUAUCUACGGAAAGGAGUUUGAAGACGAAAACUUCGAGCUGAAGCAUACUGGACCGGGUAUUUUGUCGAUGGCAAAUAGAGGCCCAAAUACGAACGGCUCGCAAUUUUUCCUGAGCACUGUGAAAAAAGAAGAUCUGGAUGAAAAGCAUGUGGUAUUCGGCAGUGUCGUAGAUGGGCUAGAGGUUUUGACGGAAAUAGAGAAAGUUGGCUCAGACAUUGGAAAAACAAGUAAACCUGUUGUGAUUUCUGACUGUGGGGUCAUUUAAAGUCUGCAAUGUAACAUUCAGUAUUGCUUUAGUGUCACCCUGAGAAACUGUGCUUAUACAGGAAACAUUGGAUGAAAAGAAACACCUAGGACAGAAAGUUCUAUCAUAGUUAUUCUCUUCGCUUUGUGCUUAAAGAUAUUGUAUUUUCAAUGUUGUGAGGAAAAUAAAAGGAAAUGGAUCCGACACUGGGAAAACAAAAGAAGCGAUUCAGAUUGAUAAUUGUGGCCAGCUUUAAAUACUAAUGAAUUAGGGCCAGAUUUAACCCGAGAACUGACUUUAAAAUCCGCAAUGUAUACAGUAAAUAACACUAUUUAAUAUUACUUAUAUGUAUUUAGGAAGCAUUGUGUGGCAGAGACUUUAAUAAAUUUUUUGAUUAAAUUACAACACGAUUCCUCUA
This is a messenger RNA of Mizuhopecten yessoensis (Yesso scallop), 967 nucleotides long. Its product is annotated as peptidyl-prolyl cis-trans isomerase CYP19-2-like. NCBI's taxonomy places the organism in Eukaryota, Metazoa, Mollusca, Bivalvia, Pectinida, Pectinidae. The record is from RefSeq and is a predicted model, not a curated record. Gene Ontology annotation, molecular function: peptidyl-prolyl cis-trans isomerase activity. The transcript has a single exon. Bases 55 to 570 code for a protein of 171 amino acids. Gene Ontology annotation, biological process: protein folding; protein peptidyl-prolyl isomerization.